Molecule: messenger RNA, 4413 nt
Organism: Triplophysa dalaica
Lineage: Eukaryota; Metazoa; Chordata; Actinopteri; Cypriniformes; Nemacheilidae
Gene: prkacaa
Product: protein kinase, cAMP-dependent, catalytic, alpha, genome duplicate a
Exons: 10
Coding region: 154-1296 (380 amino acids)
Biological process (GO): peptidyl-serine phosphorylation
Cellular component (GO): nucleus; cAMP-dependent protein kinase complex
Molecular function (GO): cAMP-dependent protein kinase activity; ATP binding; protein kinase A regulatory subunit binding
Source: RefSeq, a predicted model, not a curated record
ACUGGAACAGACCACCAUCCGGAGACCGAAGCAGCGUUAACACGCACCUGGAACUUUGGGUUGAAGUGGAUGAAAGGUUCCAGCGAACACAGACCUCACAGGGGGAUGUUAUCCUGAUGCUUUGAGGAAGACAGAAAAGUCUCGGCAAGGCCGAUGUGUGACCGAAAAAGCUCCAGGAGGCAUGCUGGGAAGCGGGAGUCUCGUUCGUCCAGUGGAGCAGUGGAGGGAAGUGGUGGUGGUGGUGGUGGAGGAGGAGGAGUGGAUGGUCCCACGCUCCUGGUAGAUGUUAAGGAGUUUCUCGCUAAAGCCAAAGAAGAUUUCCUAAAAAAAUGGGAGAACCCAGCACAGAACACUGCAUCUCUGGAACAGUUUGAGAGGUUGAAGACCUUGGGCACAGGCUCGUUCGGUCGAGUCAUGCUAGUCAAGCACAAAGAAUCAGGCCAGCAUUUUGCCAUGAAGAUCCUUGACAAACAGAAGGUGGUGAAACUUAAACAGAUAGAACACACGCUGAAUGAGAAACGCAUCCUUCAGGCGGUCAGUUUCCCAUUCCUGGUGCGAUUGGAGCACUCAUUUAAGGAUAAUACUAACCUGUAUAUGGUAAUGGAGUAUGUUCCUGGGGGCGAGAUGUUUUCUCACUUGCGUAGAAUCGGACGGUUCAGUGAGCCUCAUGCUCGAUUCUACGCCGCCCAGAUAGUUCUGACCUUUGAAUACCUUCAUUCGCUUGAUCUUAUCUACCGAGAUCUGAAGCCUGAAAACCUGCUUAUAGACCAGCAGGGCUACAUACAGGUAACAGAUUUUGGAUUUGCUAAACGUGUAAAGGGCAGGACCUGGACACUGUGCGGCACUCCCGAGUACCUGGCGCCCGAAAUCAUCCUCAGUAAAGGUUAUAAUAAAGCAGUAGACUGGUGGGCUCUGGGUGUGCUCAUUUAUGAAAUGGCUGCCGGUUACCCUCCCUUCUUUGCCGACCAGCCCAUUCAGAUCUACGAAAAGAUCGUCUCGGGGAAGGUUCGCUUCCCCUCUCAUUUUAGCUCGGACCUGAAGGACCUGCUGAGGAAUCUGCUUCAGGUAGACCUGACAAAGCGCUUCGGUAACCUGAAGAACGGCGUCAAUGACAUCAAGGGCCACAAAUGGUUUGCAACCACCGACUGGAUCGCAAUCUACCAGAAGAAGGUGGAGGCCCCCUUCAUCCCCAAGUGCAAAGGCCCCGGAGACACCAGCAACUUCGACGACUACGAAGAAGAAGAAAUCCGGGUCUCUUUCACAGAGAAAUGUGGAAAGGAGUUUGCUGAAUUCUAGAAGCGGCAGCGGCAGUGGGGGAGCAGAGAAGAGAUGGAGAGAAUUAAAUGUGGGGCAACAAAGAAAGAGUGAAGAAAAUAUAUUUUCCAGGGAGAGCUGAUGAGAGACUGGACUGAGCCUGUAUCCGGUAACAACGACAACAACAACAAAAACAGCAGUGUAGAGCCCUCGCACAGCGACGAAGGGAGACAAACAGAUAGUCCCAAGAGAGCGCCAGCAGUGUUGCCUUUUCAGAUCCUUCAUCACUUGUUACUUAUCCAUUUUCAUCUUUUCUCUCUUGUUUGGUAGCCAGGGUCCACUGGGCAGAGAUACAGUCACUUCUACAAUUGGCUGGCAUGGGGAUAUUUGUGACUUGUUUUGUUUUUCAGAGUUAUAGAGGUUACUUUCCGGUACUGAAUUUUGGCUUCUCCAGAGAAAAUUACCCUUUAUUUAAUUUUUUUCAUCAGCAGAGGUGUCCUUGCUCUGUAGUUCUUCGUCCUGUCACACCUUGUUUAUUUGCUGUGCAUCUGCCCAUCUACAAGUACAGUGUUCGAGAGCUCUGACUUGUUAGAGAUAUCACCCGUUUCCCAACUGAUUUUCAAGCAUCACAUCGCCAACCAUUUUCAUCUUAAUGUACAAAUGUUAAUUUGACGCUACUUUAGGUUCCUACUUUAGGUUCAGAGUUGACUUCUUAGUACGAAGAUUAAAUUCAGAUGAUUCAUUGUUCUAGAUAUGAUCAGUGUAGUAUUGUUCACGGGACCUGAUAGUUCUGGAUAGUUCACACAUCAUUGCCAAACAUCCUUUUUAUUUUGCAUACUAAAUGUCCCCAAUUUUCAGCGGUCACCUUGUCAUAAAGAUAAAAAAUGCCCAUCAGCAUCACUUCAUAUUAUUAAUCUGUAGCAUGUACAGGUAUACUUGAAAUUUAUUCUACAUCAUUUUAUACAUCUUGUCCAUCUUUUCGAUUCCGAAGAUAGACAUCCCUAAACAAAUCUACACAAAACUAAAAUGUAAAGGAACCAUGAAGUAAGUUAGUCAAGCACAAAGGCUUGUCGGAGUUAUUAGAAUGAUGCUUUUAAUGGAAAACGGUGAUACAGGACGCGGUUUCAGUGGCCACUGGAUUCCUGGUCUUUUUUUCUGUCGUUUUUCCAUUAUUUAAUUCAAAAGUCUUGUUUUUUAACCCUGCAGAUCAAGUGAAUAAUGCUUAUCAACAAGCUCAUCUGAAGGUGAAUUUAGGCAAACUUUGGAUAGACUUCACGCUUAAAGGCUUUUCUGAUGAAUCUGUCCGUUUUUGUCUUAAAGCUCAUCCAUCAGUGCUAUUGUAGACUUGAAUGUGUAUAAUAGUGAUAUUGACCAGUCAACCUGUUGAUAUCAUCCAACAAAUGAAUCGGACUUUCACAAGGAAAAUACCUUCUAUCUUGCUCUUUAACUUCGUAGGAUGCAAGACAAUCUACAAGCGAAAGACUUGACUUUUUUUUUAAGUUCCAAGAAGUGGGAAGUAACAGUCUGUUGCGGCGAUUUUAGUUCUUUAUGCGUAAUGAAUAUUAUAUUAUAGAAGUUGUUGAAGGUACAGUGUGUAAUUUCUAUGCUUUUUUCUAGUGGUGCCGAACGGAAGUGCAGUUUUAUGUUCAUUUUUGGUUUGGCCAAUUUUGAGCCCUAUGUUACAAUUGGCAAAACCAGUGGUGUAAGAUUUGGUGGUACCUGGUCAAUGGCUGACGGGAAAUAGUUUCAAACUUAUUUUUUGCUGUUGUUGCAUUUCUGUGUGGUGCCCCUAGUGGCACAGAUAUUACACACAUUGCCUUUUCAGACGUUGGCUAUCGCUUGCAGCUUGAUCCUACACAAGUCAUCUGUUCAUUAGCAAUUGGGUGAUUUGCAUUUGUGCUCUAAAUGAUUUGAUGUUUUGUUAUAUAGCAUAGUGUAGAUUCAUUUUAUUUGACGUUCUCAAAUGACAGAUUGGUGCCAGCUCAAUGUAUGUAUUUCAAGCGAAUCUUUGUAUGUCUUUUAUUACCUGACGUAUCUAUUGAACACUGGUUGGCUAUUCAUUAAAGAUGCCAUUUUAAUUUGCAGUACGAGAAAAACAAUGUUCUCAGAAAAUGUCACCGUAACUUGCCAGAUGUACAACCGAAAUGUUAAUGCAACGCAGGCUUUGGCUAUUCGGUUGUGCGUUUAGGAAAAGAUUCAAGCAAAAGGCAGAUGUUUUUAAUUCUUAAAAGCUUUACGGCUUUUUUUGUCUGUGUCUCUUGGCACCUUCUAGCUGUUGCAGGGACCUUUGCUCACCUGGUUUUUUGAGACUUCACAAGGUGUCAAACAGUGGGUGUAGGCAUGAGAGAAAUGACUCCACCUCUCGCUCCUGAAUAGCUGAAAAAUGAAACGAAACAAUCAGUGUUUGAGGAACGCUAGUGUACAUUUUGGUUGUUCGUCUGCAAUGGUCUUUUGCUGCUGGAAAAACACAAGACUACCAACUGAUGCACUGAGUUAGAUGAUGUACAGGUUACGCUUUUUCCCUCAUCUUUAAGAAUUGCUGCUUUGUGAUAUGGAAGCGGCAUCUCGUAUGCAGCCGUGAUUCUAAAAGCAUUUUAAAUCAAUGACCGAAUAUAACUGCUCAGAUGCACCUUUCAUUAUACAUCUGUUUGUCGGAGCAUGUGAUAUUUCUGGUGGUAUUCAGAUAAGGUCACACCCUCUGUGUCCACCUGGUUCUCUAGCCCCGCCCAUCCCUUAAAAAAUGGUUCAGACACAUAAGUCCCUCAUUUAUCUGUCUCAUGUGCAUUGUCGAUCAUAUUUUUCGUGUGCAUCCCUCCAUAAUACAGUUUGCCUUUGUACACAUCCAGUUUCCUACACUCUUCUAUUUGCUUUUUAAAGAAAUCACAAAGAAAACGAUUGAUUUACUUUUGCAUAUUUUCUAAGUGUAUUUUCAAUAACAGGAGUCUCUUUCCUCCCGACUUGGUUAUGGUGAUGGUGUAGUCUGUUGUACCUUUUCGGGAAACAAUACUGUAUAUUCUCUGCCUUUAACAGUCUUAAUUAUUUUACCUUCUGGAGAGGUUGACGGAUACCUGUAGGACACAUCGAGUAUGUUUAAAAAAAUUCACAGAAUAAUAUUUUGCAACAUGUAUCAUUCCAAUAAAGUUUUAAUUGUUAAAAUUA